Molecule: messenger RNA, 1884 nt
Organism: Penicillium malachiteum
Lineage: Eukaryota; Fungi; Ascomycota; Eurotiomycetes; Eurotiales; Aspergillaceae
Gene: alg10
Product: dolichyl-P-Glc:Glc(2)Man(9)GlcNAc(2)-PP-dolichol alpha-1,2- glucosyltransferase
Exons: 3
Coding region: 1-1884 (627 amino acids)
Biological process (GO): protein N-linked glycosylation; dolichol-linked oligosaccharide biosynthetic process
Cellular component (GO): endoplasmic reticulum
Molecular function (GO): dolichyl pyrophosphate Glc2Man9GlcNAc2 alpha-1,2-glucosyltransferase activity
Source: RefSeq, a predicted model, not a curated record
AUGAGUUCCGCUUCCGAAUCGACUAUUAGUCGCGCGGCGCGUUACGCCAUUCCAUUUACACUGCUUUUGAUUCCGAUCUGGCGAGCUCAAGUCCAAUCCCGAGUCCCCGAACCAUACCUCGAUGAAGUAUUCCACGUCCCACAAGCGCAAGCAUACUGGAGACACGAAUGGACACACUGGGAUCCCAAAAUCACUACACCACCCGGCUUGUAUCUAUGGUCCUAUCUCCUGUGCGCCAUAAUGCUUUCUCGCGGCCAAUUCCCAACAGAGAUCGCUACCGAUGCCCUCCGCAGAACCAAUCUCUUUACCAAUGCCGUGUUUCUUCCAUGGAGACUUCAGACGCUGUCGGAUGCUGUACACAAGGUGAAGAAUAGCCGUCCCAUGGGGGCGUGGCUCAGUCAUUCUGUCUUGAAUAUCUGUCUGUUCCCGCCACUGUUCUUUUUUUCGGCUCUUUACUAUACCGACAUCCUUGCACUCCUUGUCGUCGUCGAGGCAUACAAUUGGGAUCUGAAGCGCACAAAUACCUCCGGAAUUACCUCCUUCCUUUCCACGCUGGUGUUCCUUGUAGCUGGAUUGGCUGCGCUUGCUUGUCGACAAACAAACAUCUUUUGGGUCUCGGCAUUUCUUGGUGGACUGCAAGUCGUUCGCAAGAUCAGAUUAUCUUCCGAAACUUGCCAGUCAUCUGAUAUGUGCAGCAUUUUGAAGAGUGGUUUGAAGAAUGAGGUUUAUGAUCCCCUUGUAUCGGAGGCCACACUGGCGGACUACUUUAAGACUGCAAUUUCCUUCGCUACUGUCAGCCUGAGAAAUCCAUUCUCUACAGUGAUUCCUAUGAUCCCUCACUUAAUCAUUCUUACGGCCUUUGGAGCAUUCGUCUUUUGGAACGAUGGCGUGGUCCUUGGCCACAAAGAGUUUCAUACAGCUGGCAUACACUUGGCUCAAAUGCUUUACAUUUGGCCGUAUUUUGCCUUCUUUUCUUGGCCCUUGCUGGUCAUUCCUGUUGUGAAUCUCGUUCUCCCCAAGCACCUCCUGUCCAAGUAUCUCGACUAUGGCCUUCCACAGAAACAUAAGCAACUUCCAAAGCUGCUCACUGCUUUGAUUGUCCUUCUCAUCAUGCUUGCUAUUGUGCAUUUCAACACAGUCGUACAUCCUUUUACUCUUGCUGAUAACCGCCACUAUGUUUUCUACGUGUUCCGCCUUCUGUUGGGCGUUCACCCUGCCAUUAAGUAUGCUGCUGUUAUUGCCUACUUUCUUUGCGCAUGGGCUAUCAUCUCUACUUGUGGUUUCGCCAUCAACCAGGCACCCCCUCGAUUGAUCCGAGUUCCUCAAGCGGCACCUCAGACACCGGCAGCUCAAACUGCCCCUGAGCAACAACCUGCGGAGAACAGAAAAGCCCGCCGAGCGAAUGAGAAGGCUGCAGCUAAGAAGGAGCAACAGCCCAAGCCUAAGCCCAAGCAGCAGAAACAGAAACAGAAACAGCCACAACCCGACCCCAUUACUGCUGAAGCCUAUGCUAAGGUGCAGGAAGGCUUGAUUAAACGCCAGAAGGAACAAACAGGUGUUCAACGAGUCAGCUUUAUUCUCGUAUGGCUCGCAGCAACUUCUCUGUCUCUUAUCACUGCUCCGCUGGUCGAGCCACGCUACUUUAUCAUCCCCUGGGUGAUGUGGCGUCUCCAUCUCCCCCCAACGCCGAGUCUCGCGGCAUUCCGCAAACAGCGUCCGCAGUCUGAACGGGAGCGAGAGCUGGCUGACUUGGCCACUAACGCCCCCAGAUUCAUUGAGACCCUGUGGUUCAUUGCUAUCAAUGCGGUGACUGGAUACAUGUUCCUUUACAAGGGAUUUGAGUGGCCGCAAGAGCCAGGCAAGAUCCAGCGAUUCAUGUGGUAG